Molecule: messenger RNA, 1531 nt
Organism: Budorcas taxicolor (takin)
Lineage: Eukaryota; Metazoa; Chordata; Mammalia; Artiodactyla; Bovidae
Gene: PSMD10
Product: proteasome 26S subunit, non-ATPase 10
Exons: 5
Coding region: 1-783 (260 amino acids)
Molecular function (GO): protein binding
Source: RefSeq, a predicted model, not a curated record
AUGGUGAUUGGUGGAGCUCUACGGGCUCUUUUGAUUGGCGCUCGGAGCCUGCGACGUGAGGAGGUGGUGGAUCUGGCUGCACCGAGAUCCUGGGAAAGCGAAAUGGAGGGGUGUGUGUCUAACCUAAUGAUCUGCAACCUGGCCUACAGCGGGAAGCUGGAGGAGUUAAAGGAGAGGAUCCUGGCAGAUAAGUCCCUGGCCACUAGGACUGACCAGGACAGCAGAACAGCAUUGCAUUGGGCAUGCUCAGCUGGACAUACAGAAAUUGUUGAAUUCUUGCUGCAACUUGGAGUGCCAGUGAAUGAUAAAGAUGAUGCAGGUUGGUCUCCUCUUCAUAUUGCUGCUUCUGCUGGCCGAGAUGAGAUUGUCAAAGCCCUUCUGGGAAAAGGUGCUCAAGUGAAUGCUGUCAAUCAAAAUGGCUGUACUCCCCUACAUUAUGCAGCUUCCAAAAACAGGCAUGAGAUUGCUGUCAUGUUACUGGAAGGCGGAGCUAAUCCAGAUGCUAAGGACCAUUAUGAGGCCACAGCAAUGCACCGGGCAGCAGCCAAGGGUAACUUGAAGAUGAUUCAUAUUCUUCUGUACUACAAAGCUUCCACAAACAUCCAAGACACUGAGGGUAACACUCCUCUACACUUAGCCUGUGAUGAAGAGAGAGUGGAAGAAGCAAAAUUGCUGGUGUCCCAAGGAGCAAGCAUUUACAUUGAGAAUAAAGAAGAAAAAACACCCCUACAAGUGGCCAAAGGUGGGCUGGGUUUAAUACUCAAGAGAAUGGUGGAAAGCUAAGCAGCUUGGAUUUAGUCUUACUUUGUUUUGUGGCUGUCCCCUAAUGUACUGGUAACUAAUGUAUGUGUACACAAGACACCAUCUAUGAAUGACGAAGUUUUUUCAUCUCCCAAGUCUUGUAAACGUGUUUACUAUUGUUCCUGCCGAGUUAUUUGUUCUUAGCUUACAACUUGCUUUCCAGGCAUUGAAUAACUGUUGGCAUUGUUCUACUCUUUUAUAUUAUCUGUACUGAAUUUUGGUUAACUCUGUGCAAGUGAUUCUGUGGCUGUUGUGAGUCUUAAGCACCCUAUCACGUACCCUCUAUCCCCCUUUGAGGCAGAACAACCCCAGUAGCACCAGGCCAAUGGUUUUCCCAAUGUUUCUAGGUAGAUUCUAGAAUGUUCCUCCAUACAGUUGAAACACAACUCAGAAGCCUAUGCCACAUAUUUCUGUGUUUUUCCGACAGUACGGGUUAAUUUUUUUGUUAUUGGAGGAAGACUUAUAUCUUGUGAGGACCAAGUUUUCGGUUCGGGGAUGCUGUCCUUAGCAUUCAUAACCACGAAAAAAAUGAAAUAAAAUCACAUGGGUACGAGUGUCUUUUUUAAUGAGCUGUUUCCCUCCAAAGUAAACUGUAUUGUUUUUUUCUUUUUAAUUUUUAUUUUUACUGUAUUUUACUUUACAAUACUGUAUUGGUUUUGCCAUACAUUGACAUGAAGCCACCACGGGUGUACCUGCGUUCCCAAACAUGAAAAUUUUUAAGUACCUAUAU